AUGCCAAAGGAAAGGAGGGAUCACCAAGAGGGACGAGAUGCCACUAAACCCAAUUCUAGAGUUGAGAUUUUUGAUGUAUGGGGAAUAGACUUCAUGGGACCUUUCAAACCCUCUUCAAACGGGCACAACUACAUUUUGGUUGCUGUAGACUAUGUAUCCAAAUGGAUUGAAGCCAUUCCCUGCCCAACCUGUGACGCCAAGGUGGUUGUCAAGCUUUUCAGAACCAUCAUCUUUCCAAGGUUCGGCAUCCCAAGGGUUGUUAUUUCAGAUGGAGGCUCCCAUUUCAUCAACAAGGUGUUUGAAAAGUUGAUGAGAAGCCACGGAGUAAAACACAAGGUCGCCACGCCUUAUCACCCUCAAACCAGUGGGCAAGUUGAAGUCUCCAACAGACAGAUCAAGGCCAUAUUGGAGAAGACUGUGAGCUUCACUAGGAAAGACUGGGCAGCAAGGCUUGAUGAGGCACUUUGGGCUUAUAGGACAGCCUACAAAACCCCCAUUGGAAGGUCUCCUUUCAAUUUGCUGUAUGGGAAGGACUGCCACUUACCUGUGGAGGUCGAAUAUAAGGCUUUAUGGGCAGUAAAGAUGCUGAACUUUGAUAUAAAGGCAGCACAAGAAAGGAGGGUAAUGAACUUGUUUGAGCUGGAGGAGAUAAGAAUGAAUGCCUAUGAGAACUCUAGGAUUUACAAGAUGAGAACCAAGGCAGCCCACGACAAACUGAUUCGCCUUAAGGACUUCAAGGUUGGGGACAGUGUGCUCUUGUAUAACUCCAAGCUAAGGUUGUUUCCCGGGAAGCUGAGGUCAAAGUGGGCGGGACCAUUCAAGAUUCACGAAGUUCUACCCUAUGGGUCCCUCACUUUGCUCAAUCAAGAGGGGAAGGAAUUCACAGUGAAUGGACAUAGAUGCAAGCCAUAUCUAGGAAUGACCCCCACAGAGGAGAUCAUCACUCCUCUAGAAGAUCCAACCCCGGCCUAA
This is a messenger RNA of Microthlaspi erraticum, 972 nucleotides long. Lineage: Eukaryota; Viridiplantae; Streptophyta; Magnoliopsida; Brassicales; Brassicaceae. The record is from the annotation of a GenBank genome assembly.